GUAGCGCGACCUGGUGUGAGAUAACAGCAUCGCGCUGUUACUUAGCCUUGAGAUCUCAAUGAACUGUUUGCGAAGAAUGCACUGAUCCUGCCUGCAGCCUUUUUGCAGGGCAGAGGCACCGAUCAGUGUUUAAAGAUCACAUUUGAUUUCUUAUGAGAUCUUCAUUUUCAUAUACUUUUAAUACUGUUUUUAAAUAAUUUCGUACAACCAUGGUGCUAGGAAAGGUGAAAAGCUUCACCGUGAGCUACGACUGUCUCAAUGACAGCAACAUCCCCCUUUUCUCAAGUGGGGAUUCGGUCUCAGGAAGGGUGAUCAUUGAAGUCACUGGAGAAAUCCGUGUGAAAUCUCUCAAAAUUCACGCAAAAGGAUUUGCAAAAGUUCGUUGGACUGAAUCACGCAAUGCUGGAUCCAACACUGCCUAUACUCAAAAUUACACAGAAGAAGUGGAAUACUUAAACCAUAGAGACAUCUUAAUUGGACAUGAAAGAGAUGAGGAUAAUUCAGAAGAGAGCCUCACUACUAUCCAGUCAGGAAGACACGAGUAUGCAUUUAGUUUUGAGCUUCCACAAACACCUCUAGCUACCUCCUUUGAAGGGAAGCAUGGCAGCGUGAGGUACUGGGUGAAAGCGGAACUGCACCGGCCGUGGCUCCUCCCCAUGAAAGUCAAGAAAGAGUUCACAGUCUUUGAACACAUCGACAUCAACACUCCUUUAUUGCUGUCACCACAGGCGGGAACGAAAGACAAGACUUUGUGUUGCUGGUUCUGUACCUCAGGCCCCAUCUCCUUAAGUGCCAAAAUUGAAAGGAAGGGCUACACCCCAGGAGAAUCGAUUCAGAUCUUUGCCGAGAUCGAAAACUGCUCAUCCCGCAUGGUUGUGCCAAAGGCGGCUGUCUACCAAACCCAGACCUUCUACGCCAAAGGGAAAAUGAAGGAGGUCAAGCAACUCGUCGCCAACCUGCGGGGGGAGUCUCUAUCAUCUGGCAAAACAGAGACGUGGAACGGGAAGAUGCUGAAGAUCCCCCCGGUGUCGCCCUCCAUCCUGGACUGCAGCAUCAUCCACGUGGAGUACUCCCUGAUGGUAUACGUGGACAUCCCAGGAGCCAUGAACCUGUCCCUCAACCUGCCGCUGGUCAUCGGCACCAUCCCCCUCCACCCGUUCGGCAGCCGCACCUCCUCCGUCAGCAGCCAGUGCAGCAUGACAAUGAACUGGCUGGGCCUGGCCCUGCCAGAGAGACCUGAAGCACCGCCAAGCUAUGCAGAGAUUGUCACUGAGGAGCGGGGAGUGGGCAACCUGGAGGUACCAGCAGCGCGGGAUGACUUCGAGGGACCGCUCUUUGCCUAUAUCCAUGAGUUCCGCUUCCAGCCCCCUCCACUCUACUCCGAGAUCGAUCCAAAUCCAGAUCAAGUUAACGGAACCGAAGAAGGGCGGCCCGACACCUGUCCCUCACGCUGAAGGAAACACAACUUGCUGCCCAGAGCAGUCGGGCGUCUUGUUUCAUUUUCGUACAGUUUCUUUUUCCACAGCGGAAUCCUCUCCUUCGCUGUGGACGAGAGAAAACAAAAGUAGAAACAAAUGUCAAACGAGAUGAGGUCGGAACCACCACCCCCCCCUUCCCUACACAGAGACCCGCAGGAUGUCACAGGCAGUUCACUUCCUGUCUUACAGGUGGGGUAACCACAAAUCCUACCGGCAUGAGACACAGCAGACAGAUGUAGAGACGCCGCAAUUUUGCUUGCCUAGAGGUUUUUUUUUCCCCCUCAGCUUUUUCAAAACCUGUGGCACAUAAAUGACUCUGUUAUGGAGCGAAACAGCCAUGUGGAGAGUGGAGUGGAAAAGGUGGAUGGAAAAAAAGAUGAUGUAACAAACUUCUGUGGUGCUUAGCAGAAGUCAGCAAUGGAAACAAGGCUGGUGUCCUCCAUGCCCCAUGUUGGAUUUUGCACAUAUAAUUUGUUGCUUGUGUUGUGUUUUCCUUAAAAAAAAAAAACACUACUUUUUUUCUCCUUGCUACGCUUAUGUGCAGGGCUAAGACUGCAGGCUAUACUCCUAAACUCCUUUUCCGUACAACUCCAUGAACAACGCAGAGAACAGGAUCGAAGGAAAAGCAACUGAUAUGACCGGGUGAAAUCUGUUCUGACCUUAGGGAAGCUGUUCAUAUCAUUUUGUUCUGUUGUCCCCAUUCUUGUUGUGGCAUUUCCUUAAUGCCAGGUAGCCUGUUGUCACGUUCCUCAGGCUCUCUGGACACUUGACACAUUAGUGCAAGAGCGUGGCUUCCUUUUUUUUUUAACAAUCUUUGUUCAAAAAGAAGUUGCCUUCUUGUCAACUUCUGCAAAGAGCACAGCAGCUCCUCAAGGGGAACAGCUGUGCAAACCAGUGGAAUUAGGAGUACACUGAGAGAGUGGGAGGGGCUUGGUCAGAUGGAAGUGGCUUCACGCUACAGACUCCCACCGCUCUUUGGCUUCCUGCUGAUGCCCCAGAGCGCGGUGCUUUGUUACACGCUGCCUGAAGGCACUCCAUCUCAGGUGGUCCCCUCGCUUGCCAAAUGGCUGGAGGAAAGAAAAAAUGCCCUUCUGUUUUGUUUCAGUUGCACUAUUUGUAAUGCCGAAAGAAAAGACAAACUAACAAAAAGAAGAGUCAUGCACAAGCAAGGAGAUGCAAGGCAGCUCAUAGCGAUGAGCAACAGUCCCGAUUCGGCAGUGUGGUGUACGGGUCGGCAGUGUGGUGUAGCUGGCAUUGAGUUGGGCUCAUAAUUGAACAUUUGCUGGUUCGAUUCCCCACUGGGGCACUGCUGUUGUACCUUUGGGCAAGGUACUUAACCCAAAAUUGCCUCAGUAAAUAUCCAGCUAAAUGGAUAAUAUGUAGAAAACUCACCUAUGUCAGUCCCUCUGAAUAAGAGCGUCUGCUAAGUAAUGUAAUGAUUCAUCCCCACUGCUCCUGUGUGACCCUGUUUGCCAUUUUUCUCCAGUCUAGUGCAGCGAGAAGGGCGAGAGUUUGACCGUAGCCAGAGAUGUCAAUUCUGUGGAAAGGCUAUAAGGUAGCAUCAAAUCAAGCGAUGAUAUACCACAAUCCAGACUUCCCAGAACAAGAAGACAGGUGUGAAUGAAUGAGUAAUACAUUUGUUUCUGAACUCAUUCAAAGGUGAAAAAAGAGAAGUCAGUUUCCAGAUAAAGCAGGCCUCUCACCUGGAUUAGCACUUUUGUAUUACAUAAAUGGUGAAGGUCUUGCAAAAAAGAAAUGGUAGACAAAAAAAAUCUCAUUAAUCAAGCAGGGUUGAAAAGAAAUGCAUUUAUUACCCAGAUAAAGAGAUGGGUAUGAUAAAAGUUUACAGUGAUAAGCUAACUUGUGUGUGUGCGUGUGUGUGUGUAUCUUGCUGAAAGUCAGCAAACUGCUAGAAUCAUAUUGCUUGUAACAACCAACAGACUUGUGAAAAAAGUGAUCUUAUCAUAGUGGCCUUGAUGAAAACAAAAUUACCUGAUUAUUAUUUCUUUUGAAGAGGUUCUUAAUACCACUGAUGGCCAAGCUUGCUUUUUGUGUAUUUGCUCUGUCUGCAUAUGAGACUUGUACUUUUCUAAGGGACAAAAGGGAAGAAAGGUUGUCCUUCAAAGCAAGAAUUUAAAAAUGAUGAUCCCUGAACGAGUCAUUGUUUCACUUUCCCUGAUGAUGGGGGCAGUUGAUAACCCCCAAGGGCAUUUGUUGUUUGUUUUCUGGUCAAACAACUGCUUUGUUUUGUUGGUGUGUUUGUGUCAGACGUAGGGAACAAUGGCUUUAGUUUUUCGGCAAACCCCACCCGAGAGUGCAAAAGUCAGUUAAAAAUGAAUUUGACCACUAAAGUGGUUACUUGGCACUGACUCUUUCCAAUUUUACGUGUUUUGUUUAGCUUUUUUAAUAUUGUUUUUUGGUCUUGUUUUUUGACAUGUGGUUAAGCUACAAAAUGAAAUGUAAAAGUUGAAGAAAUACUUACGUUACUUUUUUUUUUUUUUCCAUAGUUCGGAACAUGGACUUGCAUUGUCCAGAGUGGAAGCUAAAUUCCUGACUUGCACGUCAGGAACAAAAUAUUUGGUGUUGAGUUGAGUUGGUUGAGUGGGGAUCUGAAACAUUUAGAAACAAAGUGCAAUAUUAUUUGGAUUUGAUAAACAAACUGUUUUGUCACUGUUGGGUUGUAUAGUUACUCAUCAAUGUUUUGUUUAUUUUAUAUGUUUUUUUAGUUGAAUGUUGAUUGUGUGUAGACUCUGUUACGAGAUGAGCACCUGUUCUGAAUGAUUUGUCUAGCUCUUCCUUGUGUUAAAUAAA
This is a messenger RNA of Megalops cyprinoides (Indo-Pacific tarpon), 4289 nucleotides long. RefSeq names its product arrestin domain containing 3b (gene arrdc3b). The transcript has 8 exons. Bases 210 to 1454 code for a protein of 414 amino acids. The record is from RefSeq and is a predicted model, not a curated record. Gene Ontology annotation, biological process: protein transport. Gene Ontology annotation, cellular component: cytoplasm. Lineage: Eukaryota; Metazoa; Chordata; Actinopteri; Elopiformes; Megalopidae.